Molecule: messenger RNA, 1166 nt
Organism: Trichoderma reesei QM6a
Lineage: Eukaryota; Fungi; Ascomycota; Sordariomycetes; Hypocreales; Hypocreaceae
Exons: 1
Coding region: 117-1166 (349 amino acids)
Source: RefSeq, a predicted model, not a curated record
AAUCUGACCUGUCAACCUGCCCAUCACCAGAUACGCCCGUUUGCGACAGCUCCCGCCAUCGUCACGCUCGCAACAACCACAUCACUCAAACUCUGCCGCCUGUUCCUUCGGUCACAAUGGACAAGUCCGAGUCGCGCCCAUUGGCCCUCGACACAGUCUCAGUCGCCUCAUGGCCCUAUUCGCCGUUGAACCUGCGCCACCUCAAGCAGCCCGUCCCGAAUGACCUGCCGCCGCAAUGCGACCCGUCCGUCUUCACCUUUGAGGACGCCUUUGAGGACCUGCUCGCCGUCUCGCAGGGGCGGCCCCUGCCUGACAUCAAGGACAGGUACAACCAGCGGCAGCUACUACGACAGAUGUUCUCCAAAGGCGAACCCACCUGGUUCUGGCUUCGACGGCUAGAAUCCCAAGGCCUGCUUCGCCGGCCCACGCGAGAUGAGCUCUACAGACCGCGAAACUUUGGUCUGCUGGAAGGUGAUGGCGACGAUGAAGCCUCUGCCGAGUGGGGGCUGUUUAGGGCGGGCUGGAGUGACUGGGCCAGGCUUCAUGAGGAGCUCGAUCGCAAGGCAGCCGAGGUUUGGAACCGCGCUGCCGCAAGUGAAAAGGCCGGCAACGGAUUCUUUGACGAGGUGCACCAGGUAUUUAAGCAGCUCGAGGAUAGCUUCCACGGUCGCGAAAAUAGGCCGCACAAGGACGAUCAUCAAGGCUCGCACCAGAAGAGCCUCCCCGAUCACUUUGACGAUUGGUUCUCUUCGCUCAGUUCGAGCUUUGCAGAGGGCCACAAGACGUGGGAUGCAUUCGUCAAGAGCAUCGCAGAGAGUACCACCAAGACUGACAACAAGCCCGUAUCCACUGAUAGCAGAGAGGUAGCUUCUCUGCCGCCCAGCACAAGCGAAGAAAAGGUAUACGACAAUGGCAUCAAAGAGGUCGUCACGAGGGACGAAAAGGUCAACAGUUUUGGUUACCUGACCACGACGGUCACGAAGAAGACAUACGACAAGAAUGGCAACGAAAUCAGCACGGAAACGCACUUUUCCAUGCGUCCCGCCGACAGGUCGCACAGAGUCGACGCCAGAGGGAACAGCGAGGCCAAUGUCAUUGAGCGAGCGGACACAGAUGCGGAUGACCAACAGACACAGGAUAAGAAGUCGGGAUGGUUUUGGAAAUAA